UGUCCCAAUUCGGUUGGGGACAAUGAUUUUGGCUUCGAUACUACUGGUGAGGUUUCUACUGCAAUAAACUUAUAUGUUGUACUUGGACUGUCACAAGUGUGGGGUGGACAAAUUGAUGAAACACUCAGAGCAUUUUUCGGAUUAAUAUAUUGUAUAGUUGCAGUUGCGUGUCUCUUUGGACUAAUUGGAUCUGUUGUGAGCUCUCGUCGUUCUGUUCGAUUCUUCUCUACUAUCCUUUGGUUUUUGUUUAUUGCUCAUAUCACUAUCGAUAUUGUUCAAGUAAUAGAAAUGUACAAACACAAAGACGAUCGUAUUGCAGAUUGCAUCGGAAACGUAACACAAGCAGUAAAUGAUGCUAGCGGAAAGAUUAACAAUUCCACGGCCAAUAUUACUCUAGCUAACAACGCAACCAAUGCCGCCACCGACAGCGUAAAAUCAAAAGUUGAAAAACAUUCUCCUGCGGAUUGUCAGAAAUGGGUGGAUAUUGCAAUGUGGGCGAUAGCUAUAUGGUAUGGGAUAAUUAAUCUUUUGUUGCUUUACUUUUGCAAUGUAGCCGCGCGUUUUGCUCGUCAACUAGAGUCCGAAUAUCGUCAUCAUAAACUUAGAGAUCAUACAAGAUCAGCUGUAAAUAGAUCGGGUAGUCGCACUUCCCUAAAUUCGAGUUUGAAUUACCAACCGCAUAAGGGUAUUAGAGGGGGGUCAGAUUAA
Messenger RNA from Ambispora leptoticha, 708 nucleotides. Lineage: Eukaryota; Fungi; Glomeromycota; Glomeromycetes; Archaeosporales; Ambisporaceae. The record is from the annotation of a GenBank genome assembly.